Messenger RNA from Suillus bovinus, 1600 nucleotides. RefSeq names its product S-adenosyl-L-methionine-dependent methyltransferase. The coding region runs from base 132 to 1454 and encodes 440 amino acids. The record is from RefSeq and is a predicted model, not a curated record. Gene Ontology annotation, molecular function: O-methyltransferase activity. NCBI's taxonomy places the organism in Eukaryota, Fungi, Basidiomycota, Agaricomycetes, Boletales, Suillaceae. The transcript has 12 exons.
CCGAUCCUGCCGCUACAUGAGAACUCGGGUAACAACCGGUGUCGAAAGUCAGGUCUUCAGCUGGAUGAUGCAUUUUGUCAAGGAGUAUAAAACCUGAACGACUGAUAGGGAAUCAUACACUCCUAAAAACGAUGGACCCGAAUGAAGUCAAGGUUGAAGCCCUCUUGGGCAUCAUAAACUCCUCCGCACGCGAAGCAAUGGCGGAAUACAAGGACACUGGACACGGAGUUCCUGGCAUCGACGCAGGUACCCUUCACCCCCUCGACCUUGCGACGGAUACACUUGCCCUCAGAAAGGCAAUCAGGCUGCUCGAGGGUGCAUGCGAACAAUUGAACACAAUACUGGCUCCCCCUCAACACACAACAUACAACUUUGUUAAUAAUUACAACUGGGCGUGCAUAGACGUUGCCGUGCAAUCCCGUAUUGCGGACGUCUUGGACAAGCACCCGGGAGGUCUCAGUGUGGAUGCCUUGGCGGACGCAGUCAACCUUGAUAAGACCAAGAUCGCACGCGUCUUGCGAGUUCUAGCCCUCAGAGGUUGCUUCAAAGAAGUCAAGCGAGACGUAUUCGUAAACACGCGACUCUCUCUCAUGCUCAAGUCAACAAGCAAUGUCGGGUCUUGUAUACGACAUCAGCGAGACUACCCCAGAUAUGCUGCGGUUCUCUAUGAGAGUAUGAUAGACCAAGAGUUUGCAAGAUCGCACACGGUCGAAAAAGCCCCUCGAGCAUUAGCUCUCAGAAAAGAAGGAAAAACCAACAGCUUCUGGGAAAUGGACGAUGAGGCUCGCGAUACAUUUCACAAAAGCAUGAUGGGUUAUUCUGAGGUUCAGAGCUCGUCUGCAGUGCUGCAUUAUUACCCUUGGGAUAAUGUGUCCUCUGUGGUGGAUGUUGGAUCUGGGACUGGAGCAAUGUCCAUUCCUCUGGCGAAAAUGUUCCCUCAUCUCAGAAUAACCGAUCAGGAUCUCCCAGAAACUUUGAAGCUUUGGAGAACUACAUGGGAGAAGAAGGCUCCUGAGGCGCUGCUCGACGGACGCGUAGAGUUCGUGCCAUUGAAUUUCUUGGAGGAGUCGCCCGUUGUUGGAAAGGAUGUUUACUACUUAAGGAGUGUCAUUCACGACUGGCCGGACGAUGAAUCAAAGGUGAUUCUCCACAACAUUCGCAAAGUAAUGAGACCAAACAGCCGAGUGUUGAUUCAUGACUGCGUGCUCUUGCGCAAAUUCGAAGGGUCUGACAUAGGGACUAACUCGAUUGCUAAGGCGCCCGAAUCUGCAUUAUUGAACUUCGGGAGUCAUACAACACACCAACUUGACAUGGCCAUGUGGCUUCUUUGCAAUGGCAAGGAGCGAACCUUGGACGAAUUCAAGAUCAUCGGGGCCAGUGCUGGUCUAGUGCUCACCCAAACCUAUGAUUUCGUGGGGACGAUGCUCUUGGAGUUCAGAAUAGCUCAGGACUAAUGUCGAACGCAAUUUGUAAUCUUCUGUUAUUGUACUUUUACUUUCCCCAAUUGACAAUCCCAUGAUUGGACCACGACGACGAAGGACAAAGGACACUUACUGCUCUAACUUAUGUAUCUAUCGCGCUCAAUCAAGACUAAGUCUGC